UUAUAUUAGUGCAGAACACUGUACCUUUAAUUUAAAUGCCUUUGGAGUCUGCUGGGGAAGAGAAAUAAUACUGUCAGUCAGUAUGACAUGCAGAUGAGUGCCGUCGAUCUUAGAAUCACCGCACACUUCACUCAUUUGGGCAGUCACGGGGCCAAAACCAGAGUGUGGAGCCACAGUUGUGGCGGUGGAGGCAGCAGCAAUGGGAGGCCAUACAGCACCCUAUGACAAAAUGGAACCCACCAGCAGUGUGAGGAGACCUGAAAGUGGCACAUGGCAGAGUGUGGCGAUGGAGACAGCAGCAAUGGGAGGCCGUACAGGGACCCAUGACACACUCUGGACCUGGCAGCAGCAUGAGGAGGCGGUACAGGGGCCCAUGACAGAUUACGGGCCUGGCAGCAGCAUGAGGAGUCGGUACGGGGGCCCAUGGCAGAUUACGGGCCUUAACUGGCUGAUAGAGGGCGAUUGACGUCGGGCCACCGAAUGGCGACGCUGCAUAUGCUGCCGCAACGCUGUAGUCCCAACAUGGGCCC
This is a messenger RNA of Staurois parvus, 530 nucleotides long. Lineage: Eukaryota; Metazoa; Chordata; Amphibia; Anura; Ranidae. The record is from the annotation of a GenBank genome assembly.